GGCCUUAAGAUUGUAGAUAUAGUUUCUGGAGCUUCUAGGAAAGCGUUUCUAGUGCAUGUCAGUCUUCCCCAUCGGCUAUGGGAAAUUACAUUACAAUGAGUUCCAACUGUUGUUGGCCCCAUUCAUGAGAGGGAGCUUCCAAGGUGUUUUUCGUGCCCGCUACUCGUAGUUGUCGGAAAAUUCGAUAAUUCCGCGCAAUCGAUUUCACGAGGCCGUUUCUUCCGCAUUUAGUAUCUGCGAAGGGAACAUACAAGUAUCUAAUGCUAGAAGUUAGUGUAAUAAUCGACCAUUGACCGUUCUGUCUCUAGGAGACUUGUGUACUUGUGUACGGAACAACAACAGCUCACCAGCAACAUUGCUAAUUAUACAUCGUUUAUAAUUUGCUUAAUGUCUUCUUGGUGCAAUUGUUAAUCCGUGGCUUACUAAGUGGCUGUAAAAGUGCGAGUACCAUCAAAUAAUCGUCCGAAAACUUGUUUUGUUUAUUGGUGUUCCUCUGGUUGGUUUUCGUGUGACAUGCCUGAUAAUUUAUGCAACUUUCACAUGGGACUUAACGAUAACAACGCAUGCAGACGUGACCGCGCUUAGUAACUCCAUCCAAUAAAAUUUGUUUGUGAAAAUUAAAAACGUGAAAAAAACGGCCAAAAUCCAUAAAAUAUUCGUUUACCUUUCCACCUCGCAUUUCCACUCAUUUAAGGUUGCAUUCAAGUGGAAACAAAUUGCUAAACUAUUGGUUUAAUAAUUGUUCACGGCAUUGGUGAAGAAAGUUGUGUUUACCUUUUCGUCCCUCCUUUUCUCGGGUUCCCACCGUUUGUUAUCUUAAGGAGUGUGUUUCGCGGGAUUUUGCAAUCAACACUUGCUGAUAACGGCAAGUGCAUUGGAUAUUUGUUUUGCAAAGUAUCUAAGUUACGAAACACAUGAUGCGGUGCAACAGUACACAUUGCUGCAUUGAUAUGCAGCGAAAAGUGAGACGAGUCUUCGCUCUAGUUAGCAACGUGUAAGAAUUGGAAACAAAACUGAGAUUCUGAGAAAGGAAGGUGUUUUGAACUGUGGAUAAGCACGGGAAGCAGUGUCAGCAGCAAAGAUUGAACCUAGAAUCAUGUAUUUGAUACAGACCGUUCAAACAUCGUGGAGGCCCCAAUUGCCCCUCCCCAAAGAAAUUCCGGCGCAAUUUGUUCAAAAUUCAGCGACAAUGGACUCGAAAAGUACGAAAAAAGAUUCACCGGCCAAUAAGAAAUGGUCAUUUGGUCGAUUCUUCCGUAAGAAAAAAGAUUUAGAAACGGACUCAUCAUCUGAUGAUGAUCGCAAGGCAGGCUUCAUAGCACCACAGAAACCUCGAAAGAAAGAAAAGCGAAAACGGGCCAGUAAAAUUGUCAGUCCUGGAUUCGAUCAUAUUGUCAUAAGUCCAGUGGGAAAUGAAACAAAUGAAAUUUUUCUACCAUUCGAAACAAUCGAGACAACUGAGUCGAUAAGGUCAUCAGGUUCGGCUGAUAGACGAGGAAGAAAGGAGAAGAGGCACCGGUCGAGCCGUUUGCAAGUGCAACGUCAUUCGUCCAGUGAUGAAGAUGUGAAAUCGCAUAAUUCAUCGUCGUUGCCUCGGUAUAGGAGUGACGAAAGCAUAGGAAGUGGAGGAGUUGUAGGAAAUAGACGUAGUAGGGCGGCUCGAACAGAGCGAUACUACAAAAGGAUGAGUAGAGACGAGAACACCGCGGGAACUAUGGUGACACCUCAGGUCGGUCGGUGGAAAACGCAGCCUGUACAGCUUACCAUAUAUGACUCUAACCGACCCAACCAAGGAUAUUAUCUCAAAAAUUCGACAAGUUUGAGUAACGUUCCAAACGCGCAACAGUAUCUCUACGCAGUUCCCAACAAGGGCAACCAGAUGAAUUCUGUGAGUUCAGAGAAACGAAGCAUCAGCUACGACAACCAUAUACAUCUACAAAAUCUCUAUAAUAAAAAGGAAGGAAUAGCUAAAAAUACACCUCCGCCUCCUCCUCCCCGAGAUCCACUUCGAAGAGUGCACGUGCCAGGACAAAGUGAGUUAAGACCGAUGUCCUACGCUUUCGAUAAAUCUGCGCUACCUUCAUACCCAAUGAAUAAUCGCUGCGUCUCGGAUGACAAACUGUGGGGACCGGAAGGAAGCAUCUAUCAAUCCAAUAUUCAACGUCCGUCUUCAGCUCAGCCUGUUCCGCAGCCUAGGCGAUUUAUAACAAGGGCUGAUCGUGACAAUAAUCAAAAUAAAGUCAGUAGCAACAUCAUGGGACCCGAUUAUAAAUACAUCGCGGACGCGAUCCCUCGAUCACGCAAACCUAUACAUAUACUGAAAUCUGAAGGAGUAAAGCUGGAGCCCUCUCCGAACUCUGCUUUUAGUCCACCGCCUCCAGUAAUACGAACAACUAAGUCAGGAUUACCUUCUCCGAUGCAGACAGCUUCGCACUUUUGGAAGCAAAUCGAUCAGCAAGAAGUACAGAGGCGUGGACGAUGCCCUGAACCAAACAGAGGAGGAUCAUCUUCCAUGGAUAAACCAAGGUCUGUUUCGAGUUCAAGAGCGGGUAACGGGUUCCCAUCUCGUGGAAGCAUGCAAGAGAACUUCAGGGCGAUGAAUGGUCGCAUGAAUAAGUCUGUAGAUGAAGCAGAAAAUGUUGUAAGCGGAAACUUGUACUUAAAACCAACCAAAGAUAACGAGAAGAAUUUCAUUGAAGUAAGUACUAAGCCUUACGCAAACAAGUCCAGCUCUAUGCCUAACUACUAUCAACAGCAGCGACAACAUCAACUGCAGAAACAGCAGCAACAGCAAUUGCAACAGCGCAAGACAACAACUCCGCCUCCUAACAAAUACGAAGAGUACAUCGCACGCAAGGCACCUCAGAAUGUGAUAAAACCUGCCAAAAUACCACCUCCACCGCCUCAGCGAAAAUCCAUAAGAUUGAGCACAGAAGAUUUGCGUAAACCAGCAACAAACCUCGAGGAUGCUAUCAAUGAACUUGAAGCAAUCUACAACAGUUUAAAACUUGGUGACGAGGAUCUGCUAGACCGAGCUGAACGUCGAGAUAUCCCAACUCCAACGAACUUCGAAAAAUAUGCAGUUGUCAGCGACGAGGAUGAGGAACAAAAUAACGGUGAACCUGAUGUUGUUUUAGAUGAUGUUGCUUACCGAAAUAUCCAACGAGCUAACACAAUCGUAAAAACAAUUGAUCCUCAACCUCCGUUUGGUAUACCGGUUGGUCCUGUCCCACCCUCUCCCAAUACGGACUACCUGCAUGUUACCCCUGAUAAGGAGCAGAAGAAAAAUCGUUGUGUUCCGCAAAAUGUUCCUGAUUUAGUGUCGGACGAUCUAGCUGUCCGGGCGCUUCGAAAAGAUGUACCGGGGUUGGUGAAACCGACAGUUGCCUUCCCAUCUGGUUCGACGAAGAAAAAACGAGCCGUCAGGUCAAUGUCGGCAAAUAUAUAUAAUAUUAUUCAACGAGAUGCAGCAAAACCAGCUGGGGGAAAUUUGUUUGAUUUCAGUGAUUUGGAUCGUGCUCUAGAGAAAGCUGGAAGUUUGAGUGACGUUCGCCGUGAUGUUGAUGAUGUUCCUUCAGCGUUGCAACUUCUGAGGAAUCUCAGAAAGGAUGAGAAGGAAUCACCCCGGAAGAUGUCUCCGGUAUUUCGUCAUCCGAAUCAAGGUGGAGCUGUUUUUAACUUGCCGUCUACGCUGAAAACUUCUCCCCAAAACACACCGCAUAUUGUUCAGAAGCCUCCUAUUCCACUGCCUAGGAAGAGUCACAGUCCUGAUCCAAUGAAAGACACUAGCGGGAUGGAGGAGGUCCUUAACAGAAUCGCCAAAGAAGCACAGGAAAGCAGUGAGAAGUUGACUAGAGAGCUGAAGGAAUUAAGGGACGAGAAGAUAAAUCUUGUGGAGAAACCAAUGAAUCCAGAAAUAUCUAAAAUGAAUGAUGACAUCGAAGAGGUAUCGAAAGCAGCGAAAAUAUGCGGAGAAGUGCUUUCAGAGAUUGUACCACAAACUGAAGAAAUUCCUCUACCUAAACAGCGAAGACUAUCGAAAGAAGAAAAAUUAAUUAAGGAUAUUGAUGAAACCUCAGAAGCAGCCAAGGUUUGCGAGAAAAUUCUCAAAGAUGUUGUCACAAUUGAGCCUCCAGUAACGGUGGAAACUGCGGAAAUUGUUUCACAAACUAUCUCGGAAAUACAAGACUUUGUCGAUAGGAAGAUAAAUGAGGAAGUGCCUGGGGUUUCAACGGGAGAACCAAAGGCAGAAGAAGUUGCGUCCGAAGUGGAUCUCAUCGAUUUCUCAGAUGACUCAGAAGUUCCAAAACAAAUGCCGCUCGCUGUCUCGACAUUACUGGAGAAACUGGACCCGAUGCAAUCAGCUCAGAUUGGAAAAAUUGCUGAGCGUUGCAUGCGUCAGAUUAGUGAACUUAGCGAUCUACAAGCUGAAGAGGCCGAAGCCAAGACCGAAUCGAUGGACAAGGAUGAUGAUCAAGGUGAUUACGAUAACCUGAACUCAGAACCCGAGACGUCAAACACUCUAACUUGUAAACAAGAUGAUGAUGAUAUCCCUGACUAUGAUAAUAUUCAUGGCGAUCAUAUUGCUGUUGUUUCAGAACGAAAACAAUCCUCUGAAGCAAUGGCACCGUUAGCUUCUCAAGACGAUGAUGAUGAAGAUAUAGAUAAGAUAAUGAAAGAGUGUGAGGAUCAAGUGAUGCACAAGACCCCAUACACGUCACUCUCAUCAAGCGAUUGUCCGAAGUCAUCAAGUCCGACAUCGAGUCGUCAAAAGUCGUCAAGUAUUACAUCAAUUCAUGCUUUAUCCUCAAGUGAUUUUGUCAAGUCCUCGAGUAGUGAAUUCCACACACCAAGCACAGACCCUAUAAAAACCUUUAGCACAACAUCUUAUGACGUGAAUUCGUCUAGUCCCACGCCAAAUAUCACAAAUUCGCCACUUAGUACAACACCAUCACCGCUUUUUGCACCUACACCAAUAGGCAAGAAUGUCGUUGAUGAAGUUGCUGACAGUCAAAAUAAAUCACAAUCACAAUACAAUUCAUCUGAAGAGUUGGCCAUGAUUUUUGGUAUGGCUCCGCCUGUAAUAGCUUCAAAUGCCCAACCGUCAGAUAAUGCAUCAACAAUUACAUCAACAACAACAGCAGCGACCACAGGUAGGCCGAUAAUCCGUUGGCUAAUCUGGAUACCAAAGUUGCCAACUAUUUUGAGUUAUUAUGCUUCGUUGAAAUUUAUUUGGACGACUGCCUCCAGAUAUAUGCGAAAAAGAUCUGUUUUCGUAUUUUUAAAGAAGAUAUUCAUAGAACCGAUUACUUCAAAACCGUAUCAGCCUUUUCUGAGAGAGAAAAAGAAGUUUUCUUCCGCGCCACCAUUAGCGCCAUUGUUCCAAUCGUCACCAUCGACCACUGCCAAUCAAAGCUGCCAGCCAUCAUCAAACCAACAGUCGAAAUUAGUUGACAUUGAAACAGAUACAUCCAUUGAAAACUUGAUCUCGCCAACUCUAAAUGAUAAAUAUCAAAGUGUCUACGGUACUUCGUCUCAGUUGAUAACAAAUGACAACAAGAAAUUCUUCCCGGUCGACAACAAGUACGAUUUCUAUGGUAAUCAGCAACAGCAAACCGAAAGCCAAGUAGCCCAUUCAACUGCUAAUUUCCCAUAUUCAGCUAGUCCAGCCAAUACCUUAGCCAUCUCAUCAGCUUCCGGAACUCAUGUUGAGCCUGAUCGAAACUCGAUAGUGUUUUCAUGUGUAAAUUUCAGGCCGACGAAAACGAAUCCAACUGGCAACAGCAACUAUGCCCGCAGUGAUUCCCGUCCCAGGAGCACCUUGUACGACAUAAUAUGCAAAGAAAAAGAAAUCGAAUCAAAUAUGAGUAGCUUGGAUGCUGCCAUAGCACAAAAAGCAGACGAGAAAACUGGAAACCCUUCAAAAUCUGAUGGAACGGAUAGCGCAUCCGCAUCCCUGUUUUAUGAACCAUCCGCAACCCUGUACAACGCUUCCAACUUUACCAAUCCAAAAAACGAUAGUGCUGACCGCCAUUCUCAUCUUUUGGACGAAAGUGGUGGUCAAUUGCAACUAUUCAAGGACAUGAUGGGUGUCCUGGAGAACGGACAGAAAUCGUCGAACCAACCGAAGACCUCAGGACAAUCCACAUCUUCGCUACCAACUGCCAGUGGACCUGCAAAUUCUACAGAAAUGACGAACGAGGGCAGUCCCCUUCGAAAGCAGCAACAAUCAGCACCCUCUAAAAUGCCAAAGGGAAACUUUCACUUAGCUAGCGAAUUGAAUCACAAUAACAUAAACACUAACAUAAACAACAAUAACGAUGAUAGUAACCUAAAUAGUAACAGUAACGGUAGAUCUAGUGCAACAACUUUAGGUAGUAGUAACGGACAUGCAAGUGUAGCUAGUAACAAUUCAAUGGUAUCCAGUGGGGACAUGGAUCGAGGACGACAGGAAAGAAUCGCGAAAUAUAAGGAGGAGCGCAGGAAGCAAUUGGAUGAAAUUGGAGCGGCAGCAGUAGCGGGAGCUCCUUCAGCCUUAGCCAGUGAUAGUAGUGAUAAAUAUGAUCAACAGAAUAAUAGUGUCCGUGGUAGUGGCGGUGAUGGUAGCAGCGGUGGUGAAUUGGAACGAAAAGCAAGUAAUAGUCGACCUGAUAGCCUCACCGGAGUGGGUAGAAGGUACAUAACCAGAUCUAGUCGUACUCCAGUGAGUAGUGAUUCGUCCUCCUCGCCCAGUAACCCUCUAUUAACUCAUACGAACCGUGUUAAAUCGCCAAUAAAAUCACCCUCAAGAAUGCUGACAACGCCGAAUUCGCGAACUAAUUCACCAAUUCACGGAAAAGGAUUCCGAUCAAGUAGUUCACCAACUGCUAUGGGUGCAAUCCGGUCAAUAGCAUCGAUACAGUCACCAACGCAUGCAUCAGGAUUAUCCAGCUCUGGACGACACAGCAAUAACAGCUCGCCUUCAUCGGGAGGUGGGAGUGGUAGCGGCGGUGCAAGUACCUUACAUAGCCGCCUUCUCUCAUCCACCACCAGUGGUACACUAUCCCAGCCCAUACGGACGACAAAGGCCUCCAGACUCCGAGCCGCAGCUUUAGUUGAGAAAAAAACGAAAGACUCAAGCGACGAACCUUCUUCUCGUUAUUCACCUAAAGCUUCACAAAGCUCAUUGGAGACAAGCACCAAGUCUGGGUCGGAGCCACCGGCUACAGUGGGAGCAACAAGCGCAACAACACCACUGUCCCCAUCGCAUAGAAUUCGUAUUGGUGUCUCGACUUCAAGGAAAGCCAAUACAAUUUCGGGACUUCCAAGCGGAUUUACAGCAACCUCUAUGGCACCGUCUUCGUCUACAAAGAAAUUAUAUCCAUCAAUCUCGGUGUCGGUCAAGCAAACUCUUAAUGAAUUGUCCAUUGAUGGAUGCCGAAGCGUGUCGAACUCCACCUCGCCAGCUCCACCAGGAAGUGAUAGUGUAUCGCCGGCAAUUCGGAGUCCAGCAGAUACGGAAUGCACCCUAAAAUUGAGACAGCGCUCGCCAAAUAUUUCAAAUGCAGGCACAGCAGUUUCAAGCCCAACCAGAUCUUCGAGAACGUCAAACUCACCGACUGGCGGCGAACGUGAUAAAUCAUCGAAACGUAAAUCGAAUUUAAAUCGCGCUUUGAAUGAAGAAUCGACGAAAGAGGAUGAUGCUGCUUUACGUCGUCGUCGAAGACGUGAACUUGGCAUGGCUCGCCAGCUAAUCCCCACUGACGAAACAUCAACGGCGAUCCGAGAUGCUAUCUCACCCAUUAAAAAUUCAACUUCACCAUCUGGAUCCUCGCCACAACCUCGUAAUGAUCUUGCUUUCCAUAUGGCCAACGCCCGGAGGGAGGUCCUUUCUGGAUCGACUGAUCGUCGACGUGCUAACACAGCUAGUCCAAAAGUUGGAUCCGGCUCUGCAUCGAGUCCUGGAAUUAAAGUGGAUCUUAAGGUGACGCGAAAAUCCCCGGAAAAGUGUGAAUCAGUGCCAUUAACUCGUAGCAGUAACACAAAGGAACAUGACUAUCUAAGAAAGAAUAAAAGAUUAUCUGAUGUUAGCCGAAAAGUUGACGCGAUUCGUGAGCGAACCAGAAGUGAAUUGGCAGAAAUUAAUAAGAUUACGGCAAAAUGUAAUGAAAUUCUUGUGAAUACGAAGACUGUAGCAAGUGCUAUUUCCGCUCCAACCGGAUGGCAUAGCGAACCCGUUGCUUCGAGUAGCGGAACAGACUUUACAAAUGAUCGUGGUGCUUCUGCGGGUGCAGAUAGUGAUCCUAACUUCAUUAGAAGGAAAUUCGCUAAGAAAGAUCGUAUCAGUUUCGACGAAAUACCACCGGAUGACAUUGGUAUGCAACAUGAUCACCAGCCAUCACCUCGUAAAAUCUUGAAAACCCGAAGUCACGAUCGUGAACUCAGCCCAGAUGCUGCAGGACCAUCGAAAGUCUCGCCAAUGGGCCGUCGUAGAAGUCCUGAAGAUCUAGUCGGGCCUAGCCAUAUUGUCUCAAUUUUGAAAAAGAAAGACGCCGAAUCUAGCUCUGCAUCGAGUAACGCUUCGCCUGUAACUUUUUCAUCGAGCGUAGUGGACACACCAACGCGUAGCUCAAAGCGCCAGGGAAUCCUGAAGAAGCGCUCCAGCUUGGAUGAAAGUCGAUACAGUCGAAGCCACUCGCCUGAUGAAAAGAGUAUUCUGAUUAAAACCCCUCGAAGGAACAGUCUUGAGGAAACCCACCACGGUAUUUUGAAGCAACGUAGCUAUGAAAGUAAAAGUGAUGGAUGUCCUUCAGCUGAACCUCAUCAUGGCAUAUUAAAGAAGAAAGACUCGACAUCCACACCGUCUGAUAACCAACCGAAACAUGUUUCAAUAUCGCAGGCUGUCAUCCUAGCCGCGGCGGAGUUAUGCAAAGACAUUAUAACAUCAGAUCACGAGUACGAUAUUAAACCAAUCUUGAAAACUGAUAACACAGAGAACGUGCCUAACGUCCCUAAACCGAUACUUAAAAAGAAAUAUUCGUCCGAAAUGGAAGAAAUCCGGCCCAUACUUAAGACCUCGCGUAAAAGUAGUCGCGAAGAAUCAUCAGAUAAUGAUGAGCUAGUCAAACCGAUUUUGAAGAUUGAUUCGCCUGCUAAGCGUCGUAGCUUGACUGAUAACUUUGAAUCGAAUACAAUAUUGCAACGUAGCCGAAGUUUAGAGCAUCCUGAAGAUCCUUGGGAUCCAGCAGCGGCAGCAUCGAGUUCGUCUGGUACGGGGCCAAUUGAAAAACCAAUAAUUUCAGUGGCAGAGAGAAUUCGAAAUAUGGAACGAUUUAUAAUUGAUGGAAGCAGUGGUGCUGUACCUAAGCAAGGGAGGAGUAUCAAGAGGGAUAUCUAUAAAAAUCGGUUCCGAACGCAACCGGUGACUGUCGAUGAAAUUAACUGUGUACAAUCAACCGCAGUGGAUUUAUUCAAGCCAGGAUCAUUGGAAUCUUUGAACUAUUUGCUAAAAAUAUCACCACGUAGCACAUCAUCCUAUUCACCAACAUCAUCAUCAUCGCGGCCAAUAACCGAUCAAUAUUCACCAAAUUCGGUAUCGGCUGAAUUGAAUUGUUUAUCUUUAAGUAGCGAUAGCGGAUUACAAACGGGCAAAGUAUCUGAAAUGUCCGGAUACGGCGAUAAUAUUUCAACGUCGUCAGUUGCGAGUGCGACUCCCACGUCGAAAUCACUAGCAUCAGAGUCGGGUUCGUCUGCGGUGGGCGGCAUUAGCAAGGACGAUAUCGUCGAAGAUGAUUCUCUUACUAAAUGCGAUAGUUUAGAAGAUAAAGAAUUUGCCAAACACGAUAGUAGCGAUAUGGACAAGACAAUGACGACGCCCCCAACGUCGGGAGGGGCUGCAAGUGGAUUAGCGCGUAAUAACAGUGUUCGUGCCCGGGCCAGUAUGUUCCAACAGUUGGAGGAGCGAAUGAAGCAUGGUAGCAGCCCGGAGGAGAAACCUCUACCACCGAAAGUUAGAAAAGUACCAGCAUGCUUUUCACCAACAUCAGCUGCCAGUGAAGUGACCCCAAUCAAGCCUGGCCCUGCUGCACCUAAGACUGGCUCAGAAGAUUCGGACAGUGAAUUUGAGCCAUCAACUUUACCACUUUCCGAGCGCUUGAAGAUAUUCUCAGGUGAACGGCCGACCUCAAUGAAUGAAAGUAACAAAGUCACCCCCAUCCGUCGGUCGCAUACGACUAGCAGCGUCCAUAGCAUCCGUAAAGCUCAGUCACUUGCUAACGAAAGCACCGAUAAAAAUCAGGACCAGCAGCCAUUAUCAGAUGCAAUAGAUACAACUCCGAAAUCGUCGGCACCAAAGCGGCUUAAACUCCGAACUAUUGGGAAGCUCGCCUUACCGUCCUUCUUCGAUGCCAACAACAACACCACCCUUUGCAGUUCAAAUGAAAAAACUGAGGAGGAUUUCCCAAGGAAAAUAGGAAAAAUUAAAUCACCUUUCCUGAAUAACAAUAGCAGUAACAUAAGUGACGACUCGCCACCCCAGAAGGUGCUAACUUCCAAAUCCGCCACGCUCAUAACUGACUUGAACUUCGACUCAGGCAAGGAGAACUACGAUUCAAAUCACUCCGAAAACAGACGAAAAUGCCAAAGGAGCGGUUCUAAGGACCUAAGCAGCCUCAAAAUUUCACCAAGCAUAGACGAUAAAAUCGCGAAAUAUUUUGGGGUAGCCAAGGAAAAUGAUGUAUCCAAGCAUGGAAACAGUGAAAGCAAUUUGAGCCAAGUGAACCAAGUAUGCAGAAACGGGAAUGGAGUCGUCUUAGAAGUGCUGAAACGAUCGACGUCAAAAGAAUCGGAAGCACCUGGGAUAGACAUCCUCAUGGCCGACCCCAUUGAAAAUGGCGAGACCGUAGCAGAGUCAGCUUCAACAAAGCGGCGCAGCUUUGGAGUUCGCCGAAGUCGUGCUGUGACUACAACAGUUGUAAACAACACUCCCGAAAAGUCGACCAGGCGGUUGUCCCUACGAAAUCGCUCAAAGACAAUCACCAACGGGACGCCAGUUACCUUGUUGAGUCCGAAGGACAUGAUAAGUCGCUAUGAAGAUCUGCACGUGACCAAAGAAGAUUUACUAACGGCUGCUAAGGAAUUUGAACAGAUUUUCUUAGAAUCCACCCAAUCUUCAACAGUAACCAAACCACUCCAUCUGCCACUUCUUUCACCGCCUGGCGGUGGUCUAGAGCCUCGCAAAGGAAUCCUUAAAUCAAAAUCCGGCUGUGUUGGAAUGUUCCCGACUGAUUUAAGCUCUGAAUUGAAAAAUCGUCUCAAAAAAUCCACUCAUGCCACCGUCUCAAAUCUGAGAAAAUCCGCCACAUCUGAUCAACCAAUACCUCGCGGACCAUCAGAAAUUGCACCACCAAGGCCUGUCACUCCGGCCGAUGAGCCGAGCUCAUCAGAAUCCGACGAUGACGAUGGAGUGGAUCCUGAAAAGAAUCUUGCCAAAAUCUUGAGAAGUGUUUCUAAGGAGAACAUGAACCGAGCCUCGAAAACACAACAGAGUCAAAAGACUGCACCAACAAGUGGUGGAUUGCCUUCAGUGGAAUCACAUCAUGACGAUACAAUCAAUCUAGUCCGAAAUUUAGCCAGUUUAGAAAAAGGUCCUACCGCAGCUGAAUUGAAAAGCGCUGGUUAUGCUCCUCAGAGUGCAACAUCAACUUCCGAAGGUGAAAGUUCCGGGGGUCGUGAAAUUACGUCAAUCAUCAAGAAUAGUGCGAUCGCGAGACGACGAAAACUUAACGAAGGACAAGCGAACAAUCUAAUAGCAAAAAGCAAGAGUCAUUCAUCCAUCGUAGAUUCAUCAAUAUCAAAUCAAUCUGAAUAUCCAACAAAUACUGGUCCCAUUGGAGGUGGAGGUUUUGUAAGUCUACGAAAUGCGUUAAAGGAAUCAUCGGACGAUGUUCUCAGGCUCCAUUCGGGCACAAGUGGAGGACAUUUGGACGAAAAACGUAAUUCCGAUACAGUUCUUCCUGAUUUUCUAAGAGGCGGUGUACGAAGGAGUUUCACGCAGGUCAUGAGGCCCGAUCAGAAUACUAUUGCCAAAACUGGCUCGAUUGCCGAGCGAUUGGCAGCUCUACAAAAAAGCGGAGAGGAUGAAUGGCGUAAACGAAUUUCAAAACGGGAUGAGGUCGAUGAUGUUAAACGAGAGAACUUUGUCAAUGAUGCAUUAACCCACAAUCUAUCGGAUAAACCACCACCAUAUUCAUCAACGUUGAUACCAUCCGGCGUCGAAGGUGGAAAAGUUCAAGAUCGUCUAGGAAAAUUGAAAAGUUCAUCGGAAAGCUGGAGGAAUAGAAUUGAGCCAUCCGAUGCAUCCAAAUUCACGGUUGCCGGUCGGUUACAAUCAAAAUCUCCAGCCAAACUGCAAUUUGAACGAGGCGAUAACAAACAGUCACCCCGCAUGAAGGUACUUCGAAGUGCCAAUCCUACACCAUUGGGGUUGGCCAAGAGUCCAUCAAUGAUGGUGACAUCAAUGACUGGAAGCUCAAAUAAUCAGGGUGACGAACAUAAUGCCGGUGUUAGAAAUGUUGGUGGUAUAGGUAGUGGUGGUUUGGCAAGCCUCCUCAAACGUAGUCACAGUGUAAAUUGCGGCGAUGGGGCGGAUUCAGAUGAUGCCAGUGGCCGAAGCCAAAAGGAGAAUCGUGUUGGACGGCAGAAUGGCGAACAUUUUGCUGGAACUAAAGUGGCAGUACCAAAGUUAGAUGAUGAGGAGACUUUCUCGAAAUUUUUCACAACUGUACAGAAAGCUGUGAUCGAUGAGAGUGUGGAAAUAGCUGAUUUUGAUGAUAUCAAAUCGACAGAGAGAUUGUCUAACAAAAAGACAGUGCAAGGACCGCAAGGAAGGCGUCCUGCGGCACGAAAUCCAUUGAAAGCCCUGGCAGCUCGCAACGAUAUCCAAAGUGAAUAUACGGAGAUCAAAACCGGAAUCGCAGAGAAGGAGAUGAAACGUAUAAAGUUGGAGUCGAUUGCCAAAAAUAGCAAUCUCGCCGUCGAAGCAUUAGCUGGAUUGGCUAGUGUCGAGGAUUUCAAAUCGGUCAGCCUAAAGUCAAGUUCGUUGCCAUUAAAUCAAUCAUUUUUGCCGUACAAGCCCACAAUGCUGCUCCACGUGAAGGGUCGAACCCAUGUUCAGACCAGACUCGUUGAGUCAGUUUACACCUCUAUUAACCGAGGAGACUGCUUUAUCCUGAUUUCAGGAAGCAAACUCUACCGCUACGUAGGCGCAUUUGCCAACGUUAUUGAGAUCUCACGAAGUAAGAAAAUCUGCGCAUACCUAAUUGAAAAUAAGGAUAUGGGUUGCACUGCCAACUCGGAGACUAUCCUGAACGACGGACGUGGCGGAACCGACCGCCAUUGGAGGGCAUUCUGGUCGAUACUCCAAAAGCCGGAGGAUUACGAAGUUCCCGAUUGUGGGCACGCUGAUGAGGAUGACCUAUUCGAGACAAGUUUGAUUGAAACAAAUAUGAUUUAUGAAUUCGCCGAUGAUUCUCUAGUCCCGAUUGAAAAGUAUUGGGGAGCGGUACCAAAAAUUGAAAUGCUCGAUCCAAAGAAAGUCCUGGUCUUCGACUUUGGAAGUGAAAUGUAUGUUUGGAACGGGAAGAAUGCUUUGCCUGACAAUAAGAGGGCAGCGAUUCGUCUUGCACAGGAACAGUACUCAACACAGAAGAUUGACUACGAGGCAUGCGCUCUAAAUCCUCUGAACUUCUCUCAAAUCGCAGGGGACCGCAGCAACUAUAAGGCACCGAAACAGUCUGAGAGGUUCGAAUGGUGCCUCCUGGCAAAAGUCACACAACACAUGGAGACAGUAUUAUUCAAGGAGAAGUUUGCAGACUGGCCUGAAUGCGAACGGGAGGAUUUGGAGAAAGAUUAUCUUUUGAACGGUGUCUCCGCUAUCCGGAGCCUCGAUGGAAAUGCACUCUUCAAGGGAGAACCUUAUGAGGAACCUAAUUUGGUCCUAGAAGGCAGUAAUUUGGGCCGCGGAAACUUCUACUACGAUGACGACAGUAUGAGGCACUACGACAUCAAAUCAAAGUCUGUGAACAAAUGGAAAAUAAAUGAGUACUCAUUCGAAGAGGAGAACGAGUCCAACUACAGCCAUUUCUAUUCUGCUGAGAGCUAUAUCAUUCGUUGGAUGUAUCAAAUUUCUGUUACGGUCCGCGAGCUAAGUGGAAGAAUAUCUUCUCGUAGCAUAGCUGUCGGACGCGACCGAUGCGUCUACUUCUGCUGGCAGGGUACAGACGCAAGUGCUAACGAAAAAGGUGCAGCUGCUCUCUUAACGGUCGAACUGGACAAGGAGAAGGGUUCACAAAUGCGCGUAUCGCAAGGUGACGAAUUCCCUGCCUUCAUACGCCUAUUCAGAAUACUGUUUCAGCACAAAGGACGUCGUGACGAAUGCCUGGCAAGGCGGUCAGAUUGGCGCAUGUAUAUUAUAACCGGGAACGAUCAAUCUGAAAUCGUUCUCAAAGAAGUUAACUGUGAUUCUAAUCAAUUAAGGUCUCGUGCAUCGAUAUUAGUUAUAAAUGGUGAAUUGGGACAAGUAUUUAUUUGGCAUGGCUGUAAGAGCCUAACGCACACAAAAGAUGUGGCUAAACACGCCGCGGAAAUUAUAAAGGAGCAGAAGUUCCGUGAUCUGUUCCCAGAUGAUGUCAGCUCUGUUCGGAUAGAUGAAAUCAAUGAGAGUCGAGAAACUGAAGCAUUUAAAAACGCACUAUCCAAUGGUCUUGAUGAGACCGCUUUCUAUUCAAUGAAAUCCUGUGUUAAGGAUUUCAACUACACGCCGCGUCUGUUUCACUUCUCAAGCACCCAAGGAGUGUUUAAGGCAACUGAAAUUAUGUACAGUCUUAGGACGAAGGAUUUAGUUAGUCCCUUCCCAUUCACACAGUCUCUCCUGUAUAACGCUCGACAGCCCACGAUCUUUAUGGUGGAUGAUGGAGAUAAGCUGUGGAUGUGGCUCGGUUGGUGGCCGCUGGACGGAUUGAAGAUUAGCGACGAUGAAUCUGAAAACCCCAAUAUUGAGAACCGUUCCGGCGUUAAUCGGUGGAUCUCGGAAAGGCGUGCAGCACUAGAGACUGCUGUUUCGUACUGGAAAGCAAAGUUUGGUGAUAAGUGUCGAACUUUAUCGUCGGGUAGUGAAGCCUCUUGCAGUUCAUCGUCGAGCGAUGAAGACGACGGAGACAACAAAGAUCCAACAUUUGGAGGAAUCAACGGUGAUGUGGUUUGGGCUGGACUUGAACCACUUGAAUUCAAAUCCCUUUUCCCUUAUUGGGAGGAUAGAAACGAUAUUAAGGAGAUCAAUUUACAGGACGGACGUAACAAGGAUCCAACCCCCAUAGCUGAGUGUCUCUCGCAGCUCACACAAAAGGAAUAUCCGUUGGCGGUCUUAAAACAACGCCCGCUCCCGGAGGGUGUCGAGCCGACGCGGCUGGAACUGUACUUAAAUGACUCGGAGUUUGUGCCGGCUCUAGGGAUAACGAGACAAGAAUUCGAUCAGCUUCCCGUUUGGAAGCAAACCAACUUAAAGAAAGAGCGUGGACUUUUCUAAUUGCUGUGUUGCUUUUUUUUAACUACGUUUACAACUAGGAUUACACACGCUUCCACGUGUACCCACUUUUUAUAUAUAUAUUUUGCUAACAAGAACGAAACAAAGAAUCAAACAAAGAAAUCAACAAUCACAAAAGUAUGCUUUGUACUUGUCGUAACCUUUCUUCUUUCUUCGCCUAAGUUUAAAAAAAAUCGAUUUUUAAUCGUUUACGAACUAUUUUAAUGAUUUUUCUUGUCUUUGACUAAUCGCAAAGCAUUUAUUUAUUACUGAGAGAGAUUACUAUGCAUAAUCGAUUGCUUUCAUUUCAUCUAAAUAUUUCCUAAUUUUAUUCUGUAAAAUUGUUAUUUCUAUGUAGCGACCCCUACCCCUACCCCCCUCGAUCCUCAAAAACAAUAUCUUACUGUACUGUUUUUGUAUUUUGUAAUUAUAAACUAUAAUAUAUAAACAAGUAACUGGUUUUUACAUAA
Molecule: messenger RNA, 16029 nt
Organism: Hermetia illucens (black soldier fly)
Lineage: Eukaryota; Metazoa; Arthropoda; Insecta; Diptera; Stratiomyidae
Gene: Svil
Product: supervillin
Exons: 22
Coding region: 1097-15562 (4821 amino acids)
Biological process (GO): actin filament severing; barbed-end actin filament capping; actin polymerization or depolymerization
Cellular component (GO): actin cytoskeleton; cytoplasm
Molecular function (GO): phosphatidylinositol-4,5-bisphosphate binding; actin filament binding
Source: RefSeq, a predicted model, not a curated record